Saccostrea cuccullata (small rock oyster) is the source of this 811-nucleotide messenger RNA. Its product is annotated as glutathione S-transferase 3, mitochondrial-like. Gene Ontology annotation, molecular function: glutathione peroxidase activity; glutathione transferase activity. Gene Ontology annotation, cellular component: membrane; endoplasmic reticulum; nuclear envelope. Bases 168 to 596 code for a protein of 142 amino acids. Lineage: Eukaryota; Metazoa; Mollusca; Bivalvia; Ostreida; Ostreidae. The transcript is spliced from 5 exons. The record is from RefSeq and is a predicted model, not a curated record.
AUUGUGACUUGCAGAUCUUUGUACUUUGUUGUCAUAAAAUCUGACCUUUGGGUGUUGCAAUAUAUUGAAUUUAUCUGAUAUAAAAACUGGAGUGUCGGCCUUUGGAAGUGUUUGGCAGUUUACAUCUUCACUAGGUCUGCAAACCACCUGAAAAAAGUUGCUACAGGAUGGAAGCUUCUACUUUCGUUUUGAGUGGAGAUUUCGGAUAUGUCAUACUUGUUAUGAUAUUUUCUAUUUUCGUGUUAAUGUGGAUGGGAUUUAAUGUUGGAGCAGCAAGAAAGAAGUAUGAAGUCCCUUAUCCAACAAUGUAUAGCAAUGAUGACCGAUUCAACUGUGUUCAAAGAGCUCAUCAAAACACACUGGAGGGAUACCCAACUUAUUUACUGCUGCAAGUUCUGAGUGGCCUUUAUUGUCCAAAACUUGCAGCAUUGUCUGGUGUUAUUUGGUGUGUUGGUAGAAUUUUUUAUGCACAGGGAUAUUACACAGGAGACCCCAACAAAAGACUUCGCGGUUCCUUUGCCUACAUUGGAUUAAUCACUAUGUUGGUGCUGUCUAUCAUCUUUGCUCUAAAUCUCCUGAAGAUCACCAAUUUAUAAUGCCAGACUUGGAUUUACUUAGACUGAGACUUUUAAUACAAUUACCAAUAUGUCUUAGUUCUUGUACCAUCUUAGUACUUCCCAUAUAAUAUUUGUACAUAUACAUGUGUACUACUUACAAAAUAUUUAAAGUUGUGUACUGUAAUACAAUGAAUGUAAGCUGUAUAUAUGAGAUACCUUAACAAUUUUCUUUUUAAAUAAAAAAAAAUUAUUUU